Molecule: messenger RNA, 2369 nt
Organism: Clarias gariepinus (North African catfish)
Lineage: Eukaryota; Metazoa; Chordata; Actinopteri; Siluriformes; Clariidae
Gene: gtf2h1
Product: general transcription factor IIH, polypeptide 1
Exons: 14
Coding region: 2-1651 (549 amino acids)
Biological process (GO): transcription by RNA polymerase II; transcription by RNA polymerase I; nucleotide-excision repair
Cellular component (GO): transcription factor TFIIH core complex; transcription factor TFIIH holo complex
Source: RefSeq, a predicted model, not a curated record
CAUGACAGCCCUGUCGGAGGAGGUGCUGCUGGUGGUGAAGAAGGUCCGGCAGAGGAAACAGGAUGGUACUCUUUACCUGAUGACCGAGCGCAUAGCCUGGGGUCCAGAGGGAAAAGAUCGCUUCACUGUCAGCCACCCGUAUGCUGACAUCCGUUGUCAGAAGAUCAGUCCAGAUGGCAAAUCAAAGAUCCAGCUUCAGUUGGUGUUACACACAGGAGAGAGCACGACCUUCCACUUUGCCAAUGAAAGCACGGCUCUGAAGGACAGGGAUGCUGCCAAAGACCUGCUGCAACAGCUCCUCCCCAAGUUUAAAAAGAAAGCUAACAAAGAACUAGAGGAGAAAAACAGGAUGCUGCAGGAAGACCCAGUACUGUUUCAGCUCUAUAAAGACCUGGUAGUGAGUCAGGUUAUCAGUGCGGAAGAAUUCUGGGCCAAUCGGUUAAAACUAAAUGCUGUAGAUCACUCCAUGUCCAAUAACAAUAAUCAGGAAGUGGGAAUAUCAGCGGCUUUUCUGGCAGACAUUAGGCCACAGACUGAUGGAUGUAAUGGAUUAAGAUACAACCUAACCUCUGACAUCAUCGAAUCGAUUUUCAGAACAUACCCUGCAGUCAAACAGAAAUAUGCUGAAAAUGUGCCUCACAGCAUGACAGAAAAGGAAUUCUGGACACGCUUCUUUCAGUCACACUAUUUCCACAGAGAUCGCAUUAGCACUGGUCAGCAGGAUAUCUUUUCUGAAUGUGCCAAACAAGAUGAGAAAGGUUUAAAGUCUAUGGUUGUUCAAGGUGUUAAGAACCCUAUGGUGGAUCUCCAGUCCCUCGAGGAUAAAAUGUUAGAUGAGGGCUACGGCUCAUUAACGGUUCCCUCAACGUCCAACUCCAGUAAAACGGUAAAAGAGAAUAGCAACUCUGCCAUCAUCAAACGCUUCAACCAUCACAGUGCCAUGGUGCUGGCAGCUGGUCUACGCAAAGUAGAAGCACUGACUGACCAGGCCAGUGAGACCAGUGGGACAGAUGGGAAUUCCAGAGACUCGGACUGCUUUCAGCCACCGAUUAAAAAGGUGAAAUUGCAAGAGGCUAUUGAGUAUGAGGACUUGGAGAAUGAAUCUGGGCCUAAAACAAUUGCCUUGAAUCUUAAAAAAUCUGACCGGUAUUCACAUGGUCCAGUUCCCCUCCAGUCUCAACACUACUCCACAAGCCAAGACAUCAUCAAUUCAAUCAGCUCAAUAAGGGAGGAGAUGAGCUGCUACAAACCCUGCCUUACUCAGGUGAUGUCCAGCAGUGCAGCUAGUUCAGCUAUAACAGCUCUUUCACCUGGAGGAGUUUUAAUGCAAUCUGGACCCCAACAGACCAUCAGUCAGUUGGUACCAGGUGAUGUUCAGAGUGAACUGAAGCACUUGUACACAGCUGCAGGAGAACUGCUACGACACUUCUGGUCCUGUUUUCCAGUCAACACGCCCUUCCUGGAGGAGAAGGUGGUUAAGAUGCAGUCCAAUCUGGAGAGAUUUCAGUCAACCAAGCUCCACCCAUUCCAUGAGAAGAUCCAACGGGAAUACAUAAGCACCAACCUGAUCAGCCAUUUAGAAGAGAUGAUACAGGCUGCCUAUAAUAAGUUCCAUGCUUGGCAGACACGCCGUAUGAUGAGAAAAACCUGAGGGAAGAGAAACCAAGCCAUUUCAUGUAUAAGAGGAGGACAAUAUAUGAGAGGUUGGAAAGAGGGAGAGAGAACAGAGUCUCCUUUUAGAGCAGCUAGGUUUCCUCACCUAGCGACAGAAGUGUUAGUGGGGUAAAAUCCCACUGUGCCUAGAUGUACAGGACUCUGGGUUUUCUUUAAAUCAAUCCAUUUGGAGACGGCCCGCAACAUCGAUAACUGUACUUUUUUUUUUUUUUUCUUUUUUCUUCAAUAACUUUUUUUUUUUUUCUGUUUAACUUUUUUUCCCUCUCUUACCUUCAGUAAGUAAGAUAUCUGGCUUCCUGGCUGGAAUCAAACGUGCAUUAAACAGUGUUGAAUUCAUGACCAAACUGUGGGCUUAAUACCAGAGGAAGUAUUCUCAGGAACAAAAAAUGUUCAAUGCAAAUGACUUUGUGAGACUUGUGGAACACAGCACAGGACUCCAAGAUAAGAGGGAUAUUUUACGGCCUAAACCAUGUCAGUGCAAUGCAGUAUAGUUCUGUAUACACUUUGUGUUCACUGGAAAGCCAGAAACCCAAGGCAGAGUGGAAACAUGAAUAAAGCAAUAUUGUAUAAAUUCUUUCAGAUGUGUAUUACUGGUAUGCAACUUGCAAGUUGUACUACUUUGUCUAUUUUAACUGCACUGAAGACAGGUUUCUGGAUAUUGGGAAAAUAAAAGUCAGUAGGACUCCUGAUGUGUU